Messenger RNA from Cajanus cajan (pigeon pea), 792 nucleotides. RefSeq lists its product as uncharacterized. The record is from RefSeq and is a predicted model, not a curated record. NCBI's taxonomy places the organism in Eukaryota, Viridiplantae, Streptophyta, Magnoliopsida, Fabales, Fabaceae.
AUGCAGGUAGCACUCUCCGUGAAGAACAAAUUACUGUUCAUUGAUGGAACCCUCCCUAAACCUGUAGCAACCGACGCCACAAUCGCGACUUGGAAUCGUGCGAACAACGUGGUCAUCUCAUGGCUUUACAACUUUGUUUCCAAAGAAAUCAUCACGAGCAUCUUGUUUGCCACAACUGCGCAAGAAAUUUGGAAAGACUUGAAAACCAGAUUUUCAAGAAAGAAUGGACCACGCAUUUUCCAACUUCGGCGCCAAUUGAUGUCUCUUCAGCAAGGACCUGAUGAUGUUGGAACGUAUUAUACAAAGUUGAAGUCAAUCUGGGAGGAAUUGUCCGGUUACAAACCAACAUUCCCCUGUACAUGUGGUGGCCUUCAACAACUCCAAGCACACACAAAAUUUGAAUAUGUCAUGUCCUUCUUGAUGGGCUUAAAUGAUUCUUUCUCUCAAAUCUGUGGCCAAAUUCUGCUAUUUGACCCUUUACCUUCGAUUGGUAAUGUCUUCUCCCUAAUUCUUCGAGAAGAAGCUCAACGAGAAAUUAUUGUUACUCCUUCUAAUGCUAACUCGAAAAACAUAGCCUUUUCUGUUAAUUCUUCACAAAAACAUCAAUUUGAUAACAGUAAGAACAAAUUUGUAAAGAAAGAGAGACCAAAAUGUGGUCAUUGUGCGAUCUUAGGACAUACCAAAGACAGGUGUUAUAAACGUUUCGGGUAUCCCCCAAAUUAUUUCAAGAACAGGACUACCAAUACUGUGAAUCAAGUGGAUAAUAGCCCUAAAAGUUCCACCACUAAUUAG